GAGCGAGAGCGAGCGUUUAAAAGUGUUUUGUGCGCCGCUUUUUCACACAGUUCGCAUUCAAGUUCCACAUAACGAACAAAGCAAGCAAUCGCUCCGAUCCGAGAAGAUUACGCUGUCAAGAAGGUACUGGAAGCCAUUAGGAAUCAGCAUUCAGAAUAAUCCCAAUCAAAGCCCAUCAAAUUGAAGCAGGCGUCGCCUUCUGCGCCAGUGUGUGUAAAGGCAGCUAAAUUCGAUAAAGAGAGGCCUAUUUAACAUUGUCUCCCACAACGAGUCGCCUCAUUCUCAUUCGUUCGUGCACCAAGCAAAACACUCAAGUGACAAAUUUGUUCUGUGAUUUUGUGUAAAGACUUCCAACUCCCGACGAACAAAGAUGGUGAAAUUAAUCGCUAGCCUGUUCCUGCUGGCCGUGGUGGCCCAGGCCUACGGAGACUUCAAGUGUGCCCCAGCCAAGCCAAAAAGCAAAAGUGUGGUGAGAGAGCUAGGAAACGAGGCCGCAAAGCAAAGGCAAAAUCCAAAUCCAAACCAUGUCGAAGGUCAAGAUCAGGGGUGCAAAGGCUCCCUGGAGGUGCCCGAGAUCACAAAGGAUUGGAUUGACAUGAAGGAUGGCUGCAUCAAGGGUAUGCGUCAUCAGAUCCAGGAGGAGAUCAAUGCCUCCUACCAGUACUUGGCCAUGGCCGCCUACUUCUCCCGCGACACCGUCAACCGCCCCGGAUUUGCUGAGCACUUCUUCAAGGCCGCCAGGGAGGAGCGCGAGCACGGCUCCAAGCUGGUCGAAUAUCUGUCCAUGCGUGGCCAGCUGACCGAGGGAGUGAGCGACCUGAUUACUGUUCCGACUGUGGCCAAGCAGGAGUGGACCGAUGGUGCCAGCGCCCUGCAGGAUGCCCUUGAUCUGGAGAUCAAGGUGACCAAGUCCAUCCGCAAGCUGAUCCAGACCUGCGAGGGCAAGCCCUACAACCACUAUCACCUGGUGGAUUACCUUACCGGCGUUUACCUGGAGGAGCAGCUCCACGGACAGCGCGAGCUGGCCGGCAAGCUCACCACCCUCAAGAAGAUGCUGUCCUCGCACGGCGAGCUUGGCGAGUUCCUGUUCGACAAGAACAUGGAGUAAUUUGGAGGAGAUGAGGGAGCAGCCCCAGUCACGCUUCAAAAUUAUCAGACAGUCGACAUCAAAUAGUGUUCUGUUAUCUGUUAUCCGAGAGAGCCUUCCCCGAGGGUCCGUCAUUAUAAAUCACCAGCACGUUGAAAAGCCGCGGUUUCGCACUCUUUGACUGGCCAAUAAAUUAACCGUUCGACUGCGAUCCCAAAAAAUAACCAGCACAUCAAAAUUCCACGUCUGUUCUCUCUUGUUUCUUAUCGUCGCACGCGAGGAGUACUAUAUUUUAAGUUCUUCAAGUUGUGAUUUUCCAUAGACCUCGGGCGGGGGCUCAGCAUUAUGCAAUCGCCGAGAUUACGCCUAGUUUUAAGCGGCGCCCAUGGAGGCAUCAUAUAUGCAUAGGGAGACACUCAAGCACAACCCAUACAAUACAUCCAAAUAUCUUUAUAUUUUUCUGUCAAUUAGACGAGCUAAAUCUUAAAUAAAUAAAGAAUACUUGUAAACAAUAAA
Molecule: messenger RNA, 1603 nt
Organism: Drosophila kikkawai
Lineage: Eukaryota; Metazoa; Arthropoda; Insecta; Diptera; Drosophilidae
Source: RefSeq, a predicted model, not a curated record